Messenger RNA from Mucor velutinosus, 4698 nucleotides. RefSeq lists its product as uncharacterized. Gene Ontology annotation, molecular function: copper ion binding; ATP hydrolysis activity; P-type divalent copper transporter activity. Gene Ontology annotation, biological process: monoatomic cation transport; copper ion homeostasis. The transcript has 5 exons. The coding region runs from base 1 to 4698 and encodes 1565 amino acids. Gene Ontology annotation, cellular component: membrane. The record is from RefSeq and is a predicted model, not a curated record. NCBI's taxonomy places the organism in Eukaryota, Fungi, Mucoromycota, Mucoromycetes, Mucorales, Mucoraceae.
AUGAUUCGAUAUUCAGUUCAUGUCAAAGUAACCGGCAUGACGUGUGAUCAUUGCGUCAAUACAAUUACCAAGGCCUUACAGCAAUUUCCGGGUAUUGAAGCAUCCAGUAUUCAUGUUAGCUUAGAAAAGUCAGAAGCAACAUUUGAUACCGACAAUGUGGACAACAAGAUCGUAUCAGAAUUGCAACAUGAUAUCUCUGAGCUCAUUGAGAAUCUAGGUUACGAUGCUGGCACACCCAAGCUCACAGCAGUUACCGCAUCCACAAAUGCCACUGCAACAUCUGAUGCCAAUCAACAAACCUAUGUCAAGGUAUCGGCUUCUGUUACGGGAAUGACAUGUUCGCAUUGUACAAACACCAUUGAAGAAGCCCUCAAGGAGCUUCCCUUCAUUGAUCCUGGAUCUGUAGAGGUCUUGUUGGAUGAAGAACUUGCCAGCAUGCGAUUUAUCAACCCGGAUGAUACAGUUACAAAGGACAAGAUAAAGGAGACCAUUGAAGAUCUCGGUUACGAAGUGGGCCAAGUGACGUUUAGCUAUGAUGUUGCAAGUGAGGAGUUGGAGCAAGAGGAGGAGAAUGGCACUCAAACCGCUGUAUUUUCCUUAUCCGGAAUGACGUGCCAAUACUGUGUGAAGACGGUGUCAGAGGCACUGCAAAAAUUACCCGGUGUGAUUCCAGGCUCUAUAUCCAUCAGUUUGGAGAACAGACAAGGCAGAUUCUCCUUCCAAGGUGGCAAGGUAGAUGCAAGCUUGAUUCAGCAAGUUAUUGAAGAUCUCGGCUAUGAUUUGAACGGAAAGCCACACUUUAGAUCAGGCUUGCGUCGCGAGUCCAUGGAGCUAUCGAAAUCAUAUACUAGUCAAGUGUCAAUUAGCAUGACAGCAACUAAUGAAAGUGCACCUCUGCUACAACAAGGAUCUACCCAACAGACUAAUGGCGACAAGCGAAAGGUGGUGAUGCGUGUACUGGGAAUGACUUGCCACUCGUGUGUAGCCUCGGUAACAGAUGCCCUUCAGCACGAAUUACCGCAAGUGGACCCUGACUCUGUUUAUGUCAACUUGCAAACUGAAAUGGCCAUGUUCAUCUGUACCAACCCUGACAUUGAUCUCAUCCACAGUGUCAUUGAAGAGCGAGGAUUCGAUGUAGAGAAUGUGCAGAUCAUUCACAACUUGACACCUCCUGCUGUAUUACUGGCUCAAAAGCAAGACACCAUCAAUAGACACGACUCCAUCACCUCUCUCAGUGCUGUCUCGAUUGAUACCCAAACGGUCUCUGCUCCUCACAAGGUCAACUUCCAAAUCUCAGGCAUGACAUGUGCUAGUUGUGUGCGCACAAUUGAACGUGGUCUGGUCAAGCUACCUGGCGUGGAUCCGUCGUCUGUCCAAGUCAAUCUUUUGACGCACAGUGGUACUUUUUCUGUUUAUGGUGAUAUACUAGACGAGCAAAUGAUCAUCAAAGCUGUCAAGAACAUGGGUUACACCGCAAGCAAGGUUGUCUUUAUCUCCAAUGCGCCUGCUCCGGAGGCAACUGCUUCCUCCACAGUGGCUGUUUACAAGGCCGAGAUGAUCAUCACUGGCAUGUACUGUCCUAACUGCAUUGAAAAAGUGCAUUCUGCUCUGGUCAAGCUACAUGGUAUGCGCGCCAAGUCCAUCCAAGUCAACCUAGACAGUGGUCGUGCUAGUUUUGAAUACAGUGGUGAAUUUAUUACUCGUCAAAGAAUCUAUCAAGCGAUCCUACAACUCGGUUUCUCUGCGGAAAGUAUUAAGAUUGCCAAAGUCAGUGGUCGAGAUGACAGUGAUACAGCAAGCAUCUCGAGUCGUAAAAGUAGUCGCUAUGUAUCCACACAUCUGGUGGUUACUGGUAUGACAUGCUCAUCGUGUGUAGCCAAUAUCGAGCGUACCAUCAUGAAGCAAACUGGUGUAGUGAGCUGCCAAGUCAAUCUCCUCUCAAAAUCUGCAGUGAUCAAGCAUGAUCCCACUGUGAUCGGUGCUCGCUCUUUAGCUCAAAUGGUUGAACAAAUCGGUUACAAGGCUGAACUCGCGCAAGACACGCAGGGCAAUACGAUCGCAGAGCAACGAGCGUCCAUGAGAGAAAGCAUGGACAAGGAACUCGCGGUUCUCAAGGCCAGAUUCUUGUGGUCCCUCCUAUUUGCUAUUCCCGUGGUAUUGAUUUCAAUGAUUUUCAUGAUGGCACUACCAGCUUCCAAUCCAGUGCACAAGGCUUUUAUGAAACAAAUUGUGCAUGGUCUCUCUGUGGGUGAUCUUCUCUUGUUUUUGCUGUCUACCCCUGUGCAAUUUUGGCUUGGUCUGCCCUUCUAUACAAAGGCUUACAAAUCGCUGGUCUAUGCUCAUACAGCCAACAUGGAGACCUUGGUUGCUAUGGGCACCACUGUUGCCUACCUCGCUUCUGUUGCUUCUGUGAUUGCAGCCAUGGUGCGUCGCACAGCUGGUGCUAUGAGCCUAAACUACUUUGAAACAUCUGUGCUCUUGAUUACCUUUAUUCACUUUGGUAAAUGGCUUGAGGCUCUGGCCAAGGGCAAGACUGCAGAGACUAUUACCAAGCUGAUGGAUUUGCAGCCAGAAAAGGCUACUCUGGUAGAAAUCUCCAAAAACAGCUCGACACAAAACUUGAGCGACUCAGUAUCUACAUUAACAAAUAACUCUGGAAAAGAUGUUAGUGAAUCAGACCAAGUUUUGACAGAAAGAGAGAUUGAUUCAGUGGAUAUUCAAGUGGGUGAUAUUCUCAAGAUCAAUGCUGGCGGUCGUAUUCCUUGUGAUGGUAAAGUCUGGAGAGGAUCUUCAGCUACGGAUGAAUCCAUGAUUACUGGUGAGUCUGUCCCUGUUACUAAAAAGGAGGGCGACAGUGUCAUUACUGCGACUAUCAAUCUCAGUGCUCCCAUCUAUAUCCGUGCUAUCCGUGUGGGCUCUGAAACUACCUUGUCUCGUAUUAUUCAACUGGUACAAGAUGCUCAAGCGUCACCCAAGGCCCCUAUUGAACAGUUAGCGGACAAUAUCUCCAGUGUAUUUGUGCCUGUGGUCAUUCUCUUGGCUAUAGCUACCUUUGUUGUAUGGGAAGUGUUGAGUCUCAAGAAUGCUUUUCCUGAUGAUUGGGUACCUAUGGGUGAGAACAAGACUAUUUUCUCUCUUAUGCUCGCUGUUACUGUCCUGGUAAUUGCAUGUCCUUGUGGUUUAGGUCUCGCUAGUCCUACAGCUGUCAUGGUUGGUACAGGUGUUGCUGCCAAGUACGGCGUGUUAGUCAAGGGCGGUGGAUACGCAUUAGAGAUGGCCAGUCGCAUCACCACUGUUGCCUUUGACAAGACGGGUACAUUGACCAUGGGCAAACCUAUCGUCACGCAUAGCUGGAUCGAUCAAGCAAGUGAACAACAGACACAGGGAAACAAUGCUGAACAAAGAAUUGCCAUCUGGAAGAUUCUCGGUCGCGUGGGCUCUGCUAGCAACCAUCCUCUCUCAAAAGCUAUUGGAAAGAAGGCAAAGCACGUUAUUCGCACUCUAAAGGCCAAUCCUGAUGUCUCUGAUACCGAGCUGAUCUCUAACAAUGUGAACAUGUUUGACGACGAUGUUGAAGAAGAGGAUGCUCAAGACGAUGCCUCCAACAUCUUUGACGGUGUUACCAUUACCAACGCACAAGAAGUCCCUGGCCGUGGUUUGUUGGCUACCAUCACUCUGACUACAGACAUCUCUGCCAAUUUGACUGGUAAACUUCGCAGCAUUCGCGCACUCAACGUCUUUUUGGGCAAUCAAGAGUGGAUGGACGAGAAUCAUGCACGUUACCAAAGCUCGCGACAAGCCAAAGCAUGCCGCAACCUCUUGUUGGAUUGGCAAAACCUGGGUCAAUCUAUUGUGCUUGUGGCUGCCUCACCUGUUGGCGGUGGAAACGAUCAAGAGCCGUCCAGCAGUGAUACUCACAGAGAAGGCUGCAAGAACGCAUGUGCUUGUGAUGUCUGUCAUUGCGCAACCAACUCCCUCUGCUGUGCCGCAUCUCAAACCAUAAUGAUCUCUCAACUGGCCAUUGCUGAUAUUCCUCGCCCUGAAUCAACUCAACUCAUUGCCGAACUUCGAAAGCGUGGUAUUGAAGUGUGGAUGAUUACAGGCGAUAACGAACGUACGGGCCGUGUCAUUGGUCAACAACUGGGUAUUCCUGCAGAUUUUGUCUUGGCUGGUGUGAAACCAGAGCAAAAGGCUGACAAGAUCCGAAACCUGCAACGUCGUGGUAUUCGUGCGAAUGACUAUCAAUACUCUACUCAUCAUCAGCAAUUUUGGAGGAGAAACGGCAAGCAGCACAAACAAGCAGUGGUAGCCAUGGUUGGCGAUGGCAUCAACGACUCUCCAGCACUGGCACAAGCAGAUGUUGGUAUCUCUGUUGGCUCUGCUACGGAUAUUGCCAUUGAAGCUGCUAGCAUUGUGCUCAUUCGAAACAACUUGAUGGAUUUACUGACCAUGUAUGAUGUUUCACGCACUGUGGUUCGUCGUAUUCGCUUCAAUUUCUUUUGGGCAUUCUUGUACAAUGCUGUAGCCAUUCCUAUUGCUGCUGGUAUCCUGUAUCCAGCUGUUGGCCAAGGCUUACCACCUUACAUUGCAGGUAUUGCCAUGGUGGCAUCCAGUGUCAGUGUCGUCUGCUCCAGUCUUCUGUUGCGCUUAUACAGGGCUCCCAAGGUGGUUGAAGAAUCUCAUCAAAUUAAAUUGUAA